AUGACGGGCUCCGUAGGAGCGGCUUCAGCGGCGCAGAGCGGCCGCGGUAACAGGAGUGUCGUUGCGGACAACGAGUACGAAGUUGUUUUGCCGAGUUUGCCAACAGGGCGUUUUGUUGUGAACACAUUUUUUUUACAUUGUGAUAUCAGGGCCCGCCCAUACCGGGUGGAAGAUUUCCGCGAUGCGCUCGCCCCGUUAUCGCUCCUGCCGGAAGUGGUGGCUCUCGGGGCCUACCGUAUGAGCCAUGUUUGGGCCGUGACCUUCAAAGACAACGAAGCUGUGAAGAAGAUCGUCAGUGUUGGUGAGCUACAGGUCAAGAAGGGCCGAUGCCUCGUCAUUGACCCCGCCAACCAGGAUGUACGCUUAAAAGUGCAUUGGCUGCUGCACACCGUUCCUGACGAGGACGUGCGUCUUGCCUUCGCGCCGUUUGGAAAGGUCACGGACGUCGCCCGCGACCGGUGGCGGGUGCAUGGCGUGGCUGACAAGAACUCUACCACAAGACUGGUUACGCUCAAGUUGAAGCCGGGCGUAAUGCUUGACGACCUGCCACACCAGGUGAGCGUCUCCGGCGAGCUGGCUCUUGUGGUUGUGCCGGGCAGGGCCCCUCUCUGCCUACGCUGCCGCGGGACGGGCCAUAUUCGUCGCGACUGCCGCAUUCCGCGGUGUGGUGCCUGCCGACGCUUCGGUCACGAAGAGAGUCAGUGCGAGCGGACGUACGCUAGCGUGACCGGACCCGUGAGCAACGACGACAACUCCGCCCUACUCAUGGACGAGGCGGAUAUGGAAGACACAUCGACCACGGCUAAGGAAGCAGCUGGCGAGGUGGCAGAGUCGGAGGCACGACCUCAGAAACAGGGGCAACAUGUCGAUGAAGCCGUCGACACUGAACAGCAAGAGCAAGUGGAGGGCACUGUAGCCAUGCCGAACCGUGAGGAAGAGAGCCCACCUGACCCGGGAGCGGCC
Dermacentor silvarum is the source of this 963-nucleotide messenger RNA. RefSeq lists its product as uncharacterized. The record is from RefSeq and is a predicted model, not a curated record. The transcript has a single exon. Gene Ontology annotation, molecular function: zinc ion binding; nucleic acid binding. Lineage: Eukaryota; Metazoa; Arthropoda; Arachnida; Ixodida; Ixodidae. The annotation marks the transcript as partial.